Molecule: messenger RNA, 2973 nt
Organism: Rhizoctonia solani
Lineage: Eukaryota; Fungi; Basidiomycota; Agaricomycetes; Cantharellales; Ceratobasidiaceae
Product: MYND Zn-finger protein
Exons: 5
Coding region: 1-2973 (990 amino acids)
Biological process (GO): establishment or maintenance of cell polarity; ubiquitin-dependent protein catabolic process
Cellular component (GO): MUB1-RAD6-UBR2 ubiquitin ligase complex
Source: RefSeq, a predicted model, not a curated record
AUGAGAGAGUCAAACUUUGCAUUUCCGCCGCAGAACAGGGCAUGCGUGUGUAUUACCAGCCAGCUGUAUGAUCGACGCGCACUCGACGCAACCUCUGCAUUGCCACUCUACAACUCGCUGACUCAUCUCGUGUAUCUCACAUCCACAUCCCCUCGAAUCCGCGAAAUCCUGACCCUCGACGGUGGCCUGGAACGCCUCGUGCGCAUCCUACGCGACUUCUGUGCCAACCCACCUCGCAGGAGAGACGCAGCCUGGAUCUAUGGCCUAUCUCCACCCGAUGCUACUCCCUCAGACGACCUACCAAAACGAAUUGACCACCGCAUAUCUCCCACGACAUACGACUUGGGAGACGAUGAUAACGACUUCUUCCUUGAAUCUUCCUCACGAGCAGAACUCGAAAAAGCUGCCCAUCGAUUCAAGAUUGGGCCCUCUCGCGUUCAUGAGUUCGCGCUCCAAAAACCACAUCCAACUGCACACAGCAUCCCAUAUAUCCCCACCCCCGGCACCCCCUUCCCCUAUCAAAUCGAUCCCCUUGCCGCGCGCACGUUUAGUCUCGCAUUUCAGUGCGUAGUCAAUAUUGGAGUACGCGGCUCAGAACAUAUCCGACGCCGCGUUGUCCAGGCUGGUGCCCUCGGAGUCGUCAGUUGCAUCCUCGCCGUCUGGCUCAAGGGCAAAGGAUUCGCAAUUGGCCCAUCGGCCACUGGUUCCGGUGCUCCUCGAGAGUCCCGUGAAGUCCGCGUGCGCAGGCGAGAAGAAGCCCUCGAACGCCAGCGUGCCCUCGAUCUUGCCCGCGCCCUCGAGCACGCAACCUCAUCUGACAACCUGCGGGCGCGUGCGAUUGCACAACCACAACCUCGCAUCGCCACCACCACUGCUCCCCCUCCGGCCCUCCCCCCUGUACGGACCAAUACAAACCCCAACCCCAGUUCGGAAGAAGCCGACGAGGAAAUGAGCGGUGCAAGCGAUAUGGGCCCCUCGCCAACUCCCCCACCUCCCGCUAUCGGACGAAGCAUGUCCAAUGAUUCGGAUGGAAGUUAUGUGGGAGUCCCAUCGCUCCCCGCACCAAGCGGUCCUUCGGGUGCGUUUGCAGUCUCUAGCGGCUCCCAUGCGCGCUCAUUCGAUAUCCGUACUGCAUCUCCCAUCCCCAUUGCCUCCACCUCUCCCGUUAUGGGCCGUGCUAUCUCACCCAACACGGCCCAAUCAUCCGACGCCUCGGCCAAUGCCACCCCUGUUGGCUCGGGCACGCCUACAGGGAGUGUAGUCGUACCUGGGCGCGAUCGUAGCGGGACCGUCGUCGGGAGGCCCAUCUGGGAUAAUGAAGGCGGGCCAAGGCAGGUCGCUCAACCGGUCGCAAGACCAACUUGGUCCGAUGCGGACGAAACCCCCGCGCGAGAAGUUACAACCACGGGCAGACGAGGGACGAUAACGCGCAGGCCUCGUCGAGAACGAGAUACGGAUGGGGAUGACACCGAAGCUGAUGGGGACGACCAAACGGCUCAGCAAGGCGAGCGCCGUACGAUUGGCAUUGUCGACGCUGCAGAUGGAGACGGUGCAAUGGCAAUGGAUAUGAUGGGCGAGGGUGUCGGCGUUGGUGUCGUCGCACUCGAACAAAACGAUGAUUUGGCGAUGGGUGCUCCGCCCGGGGCUCCAGGUGCCAUCGGAACUCCAAGGGCUCGGGUCGCUCCUGGUACGGAGCUUACUCCCCGAGCGGGCAUUGCCACACUUGGUGCUCAGGUAGAGCAAACCGCGCAAGAAACUCGUCGGUCCGUCCCUGUCAACCCUGGACCGUAUGGCGACGAGGAGGUCUUGUUCAGCCUCCAGCUACUCGCUUACCUCAGCAAAUAUCCACACGUCCGACAAGCCUUUUACGAAACUCCCGCGACCCUCCGUGCGCUCGUCGACGCGAGUAACGAGCCCAAACCUUCGGCCCAGCCGCUCUCCAGUACCGCCCAGUCGCCCAAUGUUUUCUCCUUGGUCGAGCGAUUCACUUUCCGCCCCUCCCCCUCCGAAACCACUCUCCCCCGGCUCCCCCACGAAAUACAAUACUGGGCCGGCGUAAUCAUGCGCAACGCAUGCCGAAAAGACGAUCAGCGGGGCGGAAUUCGACAGUGCGCCAACAUGUUAUGUGGGCGAUGGGAAGAGUUCCCUCGAGAGUUUGCCAAGUGCCGACGGUGUCGCAAGGCCAAGUACUGCGGCAAGGAGUGCCAGAGCAAGGCCUGGGCGGAAGGACAUCGGUUCUGGUGUAGCGCGCGUGAAGAAGAGGACUCCCAGACCGUGGUUGCUCGCACGGGUUCUUCAGCCAACACCGUUCCCCCCGCCGCUGUCGCAACCGAAGUCGAGGUCCCAACCCGACGCGGCCUCACCAACACUGUAACACGUGCACUAGUCAAUAUCGCAGGCGGGAUGACAGGAAGAACAAACACCACGGUGCAGCAACCGCAAGCGCAGCCAGUCCCUACAAACUCGCCGACAGUCGGGCCAGGUGCGGGGUUUAGGUUCGGUGCAGCGGCGGCAGAACACACACAAGGGGGCGGGCCGACGCGGGCGCAAGGGUUAGCUGGGGGGGUUCAGGCACGGCCAGGGAAUUUCCAGGCGGAGCUACCGAGGUACGCUGGGAUGGCCGCAGCUGCCAGAGGUGUUCGGCCGCUGGCCCUGCCUGCGCGAGCAGCGAAUCCACCCUCAGCAGGUUGGGCCGGUCCACCGCGAGGAGGAGUUGCGUUCUUCAAUGAACCUGCUCAGCCGGCCGAUGCAGGCCCGUCUCGACGAACUCGAGGACCAGAGACAGCUCGGCGAAGGAGUGGGACGAUGCCCAGUCAAGGGGUUGGCUCGAACCAGGGCGCAGAGCCAAACGACCCGUGGAACGUUGUCCCCGUACAACGAGUCUCGCCCGUUCCAAGCGCCCCUCAUACGACACCUCAGCACGCAAAUCGACCAUUGGACGGAGAUGGAGACGAUGACAUGGUUCUCGGGUGA